AUGAUCCGACUCGAGGGCAAUGCACUAUUGUAUACCGUCUCCUUGCUCACAUGUCUCGGAUUCCUUCUCAUAGGCUACGAUAAUGGCUUGAUGGGCGGUCUUGUCAAUGGUCCAGCUUUCGAUGGCACAUUCAAUAUUGACCAAGACACUAAUGAGGGCACCAACAUGAUAGCUCUCAUCGUCGCUAUUUACGAAAUUGGCUGCUUCAUUGGAGCAGCGAUAACAAGCUUCAUUGGAGAGAAUCUCGGGCGGAAGAAGAGCGUCCUCAUCGGAGUCAUCAUCAUGAUUGUUGGGGCGCUUCUGCAGGCAACUGCAUACAGCAGAGCCCAUAUGAUCGUCGCCCGUAUCGUAUCUGGGGUGGGAAUGGGCUUCAUCAACUCGACUGUCCCGGUUAUGCAAGCGGAGUUCAGUCCCAAAGCGACGAGGGGCAUAUAUGUGUGCGCUCAGCUCUCGACGCUGAAUUUCGGCAUCAUGUUAGUUUACUGGGUGGACUAUGCCAWGUCCAAGAUAGCUGGGGGUCCUAGCUACGCCUGGAGAGUCCCGGUCAUUCUGCAGUGCAUUUUCCUGAUCCCCAUGCUAUUCAUUCUGUGGAUCAUUCCAGAGACUCCACGAUGGCUAGUCUCGCACAACCGUUCCGAAGAAGCUCUCGAUGUUCUUCGAAGACUCAACAGGAAAAAGAUGAGCGAAGAUGCCAUCAUUCGUAUGCACUCUGACAUUGUUAACACUGUUGCUUACGAAGCCUCUAUCGGCUCCGGGAGCUGGUCGGAUAUUGUGAAGAGCGAUGAUAUACAAUCAAGUCGCAGAUUCUUUAUYGCAUGUGGUAUUCAGGCUAUGCAACAGCUGGGAGGCAUCAACGCGUUGAUUUACUACUCGAACACAUUGUUCCAGAAGAGCUUAGGUUUCGACGCGGAGCUAUCUUCCCUCAUGUCCGGAUUUCUGAACACCUGGUUCUUUGCGGCCUCUUUCAUCCCGUGGUUCCUAAUUGACCGUGUUGGACGACGCCCCCUUCUGCUUUCCAUGAUCAGUGUAAUGGCCGCCGUGAUGAUAUGCCAGACUGGUCUCAUCUGKAAUGUCGAGCAGGAAACGUCCAUUGCUAAGACAUGUGGUAUCGCAGCAGCAGCCAUGCUCUUCAUUUUUCAAGGAGCAUUUACAAUAGGCUUCCAGGCGACGGUCUGGGUCUAUCCGUCUGAGAUUCUGCCCUUGAAGCUUCGACAAAGGGGUUCCUCUGUCUCGACCGCGUGUAACUGGAUCUGCAACUUUGCCAUUGUGUACAUCACCCCUCCUGCGAUUCGCAAUAUCAAGUACAGAACAUAUAUCAUCUUUGGGGUGCUCAAUACACUGUGGGUUCCAAUCAUCUACCUCUUCUUUCCGGAAACAAAGGGCAUGUCUCUUGAAGAGGUAGACAGUCUCUUUGCUAGGAACGAAGAAGCGCGACGACAAUUGAGCGUCGUCGUCCAUGACCAGAAGAUCGAUGAUGUUGAGCAGAUUGACGACAUUGCAUUGUCUAAGUGA
Messenger RNA from Ramularia collo-cygni, 1512 nucleotides. RefSeq names its product related to sugar transporter. Gene Ontology annotation, cellular component: membrane. Gene Ontology annotation, biological process: transmembrane transport; carbohydrate transport. Gene Ontology annotation, molecular function: carbohydrate:proton symporter activity. Lineage: Eukaryota; Fungi; Ascomycota; Dothideomycetes; Mycosphaerellales; Mycosphaerellaceae. The record is from RefSeq and is a predicted model, not a curated record. The transcript is spliced from 8 exons. The coding region runs from base 1 to 1512 and encodes 503 amino acids.